Messenger RNA from Sardina pilchardus (European sardine), 3010 nucleotides. RefSeq names its product DnaJ (Hsp40) homolog, subfamily C, member 18 (gene dnajc18). Gene Ontology annotation, biological process: cellular response to misfolded protein. Gene Ontology annotation, cellular component: endoplasmic reticulum membrane. Bases 481 to 1689 code for a protein of 402 amino acids. The record is from RefSeq and is a predicted model, not a curated record. Gene Ontology annotation, molecular function: Hsp70 protein binding. The transcript is spliced from 8 exons. NCBI's taxonomy places the organism in Eukaryota, Metazoa, Chordata, Actinopteri, Clupeiformes, Clupeidae.
AGGUCGGUCGGCCAUGGAGCAAGACAUGAGACCGAAGGAGUGUGUUGGUGUUAGGUUUCAUGUAAUGUUGUGUUAUAUUUGUUUUCUUUAGUUGUUUUCUUACGUUGGAGGGCAACGAAGUGCAACAAAAAUUCUAGGUGUUAGAAGAAUAACAAUGCGAACAUUUGUGUUAAACAAUAUAGCUAAUAAUCGAUAACUGACUAGCCAGCUAGCUUAACGUCAACGUUAACGUUUAAUGACAAGUCAAAUAGGCUAGCUUGCUAGUUAGCUAAAGGUGUUAUGAGAUAGGACACCUUUUUGAGACAGAAGACAUCAUUUGGCUCCCUGGCUAACUAACCUUUCAUCUGUUUUUUUCAUGUCUGCCAAGACAGUACCAGUCUCCGUCUGUCAGAUUACUUAUUUUAGAGGCUAGCUUUGACGUUAGCUCACACUGGGCCUUUGGUGUUACCAUUUCUUACUCCAAGAGUCUUCAAAAUAUCAAUGGAGAAAGAAGAAGCUGAAAGAUUAAUAGAGAAAGCCAAGCUAUGCUUGCGGUCUGGACGAAGAGAUAAGGCACUUCAGCUGCUUUAUGAAGCUCAGAAGACAUAUCCCACAACCAGAGCCAGAGUCCUAAUUGAUGCCAUUGCGGGAGAUGGUAGUGACAUGAACGGCCCUGAAGCUGAGCGCACAUUCACCCCACCACCUGGAUGGAGGGCAGCUGAUGUCAGCCCACAACAGGAAGAGUCCACUCAGGACAACAGCAGGGAGGGGACCAGUCAUGACAACAAGACUUACACAGAGGAGCAGCGUCAAGGAGUGCUCAGAAUAAAGAGAUGUAAAAACUUCUAUGAGAUCUUGGGUGUGUCAAAAGAGGCCUCAGAUGAAGACCUGAAGAAGGCUUAUCGGAAGCUGGCUCUGCGUUUCCACCCGGACAAGAACUGUGCCCCUGGAGCCACAGACGCUUUCAAAGCCAUUGGAAAUGCCUAUGCUGUUCUGAGCAACCCUGAGAAGAGGCAUCAGUAUGACCAGUAUGGAGAACAGGCGCCGACCGAGACCUCCAGCCAGUCCAGCGCUCACGCCCGCCACCCUGGCUUCAGCCGCACCUUCCACAGGGACUUUGAGGCAGACAUAUCUCCCGAGGAACUCUUCAACAUGUUCUUCGGAGGGAGGUUUCCAACAGGCAAUAUCCACGUGUACACCAACAGAGGAGCUUCCUACGCCCAUUUCUACCAGCCACAACGCCGGCGCAGAGGAUUUGAGCGAGCGCGUGAGGAGGUGGUGGUGGACGAGAACCAGAGUCAGAACACUUUCACGGCUUUUCUGCAGCUCCUGCCCGUACUGGUUCUGAUCCUGAUUUCCGUGGUUACCCAGAUGAUGGCCACAAACCCCCCGUAUAGUCUCUUCUAUAAACCGUCCAUAGGUUUGGUGGUGUCACGGGAGACACAGAACAUGGGUGUGCCCUACUAUGUGGAUAAAGCUUUUCAUAAGGAGUACCGUGGGCCUGCCCUGGAUGAACUAGAGAAGACUAUCGAGACUGACUACAUAGAACACCUACAAAGCAGCUGCUGGAAAGAAAAACAGCAAAAGUCGGACUUGGCCAACCUUGGCCAGCUGUACCGAGAUGAGAGGCUGAAGCAGAAGGCGGAGACGAUGAAGCUGGAGCACUGCGAUAAGCUGCACCGUUUCGUGGGCCGCCACCGAGGAGAAUGAGGCGGCUGCAUCUGCCCCCUCAGCACCACCCCAGGAGAAUCUGUCACGUUUUAUUUAUUUACUUUCUUUCGUUUAUUCUUUUUUUUUUUUUUCCUUGAAUUGUUUCAUCUGCGCCGGUCACUUUUUUGAACGCAUGCACCGCGACAGCAGUAGAUAGGAAGAACGGCACAUGUGCCUUCUGUUCUUCCACAGUAGGCGGUGCACAGACACACACACAUGUCCACUUCCGGAGCAAGUAGUUCAACCUGCCUGGCUAGGGCUGCAGAGAACCUGGCCUCUGUUCGGGGCUGUGUUUUUAAUAAUGUUGGCCGUUAAUUUUCCUUACAUUAAGGAAUUCAGGCUUAACUGACCCUAGGACUGCUGCUUUCUGUUCAUCACAUUUUUUGUCUUUGGUUAGGUUACAUGCCUGAGUUAGUGUUAGUAUUACUGUUUAUAGCAGAGGUUUAUAACUUAUUUAAUUUUAAUUUAACUUUAACUUUUUUUUUUUUGUCCUGUGCUGUGAAUUCAGUUAUUCAGUAUAGUCAAACCGUAUGGUAUGACCGUAGAGCAUAGCAAAUACAGAUUACUUUAUAUUUAGCUCAGAGGUACACAUAAAGCCAGAGCCACUGAAGUACAGUGAGAAAAGAAAUCUCGGUGAGAUAGUAACUUAUAAUAUUUAAAGACUAAUUUGAACAUAUUCUAGUAAUGGUUCAUCUAAGAGCCUAAAAUCCCUUUUUACUCCUGUGUGACCACUCUUUUGUUUUUAUGGUUCUUGUGCAAGGAGUACUUUGCCAAAAAAAAAAAGGAUACCAUAAUGUAGUAUUAUUAUUUUGUAAGCCAUAUCUGUGUUAAUUUCUGCACACUUCCACACCACUUAAACUCUUUGGUUAGUAAUGCAUGCAGCCAUCGGGAUCCCCUAUGUCCUGCUUGCUUGAUGACAUCCAAGCUCCGUUGCAGUGAGCACCACACAUUUAAUGAGAAAACCACAACUGUAACUCGCCUCUCCUUCCCAUUACUAAAAUGACUGUUAGAGGUCCCUUGUUCUGACCUCUCUAUGUCUGAACCUCCUGUUCUUGCCUGUAUGUAAAACCCUCUCACGUUUUUUUUUAUUAGUAUUAUUAUUAAUCUGAACUCAAAACGGAUAUAGCACAAAUGGAGGCAUAUGGAAUCUACUUCACAGCUGGGCCUGUUAGGUACUAACUAGGUACUAACUGGAGAAGAUGCCAGCUUACAAUAUUUCCCCCCCUCUUCCUGCUCAGGAACCAAACUGGUGUUCACUUUUGGUUAGUGCUGGGCAGGAGUUUGUGUUGAUUUAAUAAAAAGGUUACUCAAUCUCUAAUGA